UUUUUUUUUUGAUAGCGUCUUACAUAGGUUUUUUAUGUGUGGAAUUUGCAUCUUUUUCAAUACCAUUUGAUGGGUUCUGUACUUUUGCCCUACAACAAAAAAAAAAAAAUCAUCAAUUUAAUUCCGUGCCUUGUUUAAAGGGCUAACAAAAAAUGCUGCACACUGCCAAAUUUACAAUGUAUGUAUCCAAAUCCAUGUUAUGACUCUUUAUUUAAUUUACAGUGUCCCAAAAGUAUAAGGGUGUGUGGCACUCAUUGGCUGCCAUUGACGGCGCUAUACGUCCAAUACAUCUUGUCUGGUAGAGGCUGACUAAUGGUGAAUAAUACCAGCCAUCCCUUCCAGUCAAAAUGGACUGGAUGUCUAGCGCUUUCAACGGCGCUGAAAGAUGAGUGUUGAUUGCCAACCCUCCCAGUUGAAUAGAUUACACCUCUAUCGCUGUCAAUGGCGAGCAUUGAGUUGCCGUAAUUUUCGGACUAUAAGGCGCACCAGCAGCCACCCACCAGAUUUGACACGAAAACGGCAUUUGUUCAUAGAUAAGCCACACUGGACAAUAAGCUGCAGCCGUCCUCACUGUAGCAUAGGAUAUUUAUACCAAAAUAUAUUAACUGGUAACACUUUAUUAGACAGCGGCAUCAUAAGACUGUCAUAAGACCAAAUGAACCACCAUGAAGUUUUGAACCAAUUGGCUGCAAAGCUUCAUUACUUCAAGAAGCUUCAUUUGUCCAUCACUGCUCCCUUGAGGGACACAACAUUUGCUGUCAACACUGUUGUCAUCGGACAUGCCUCCUAGCAUGCAUUGCAGCGCUACAGAUGUAAGUAACAAAAUUCAUGUUCUGUGCUGAUUAUUCAGUUAAUCGUCCAGUUGUUUAAUUAAUUGCUAGCUCUGGUAUUUGGUAAUACUUUAUUUAACAAUGGUGCCAUAAAACUGUCAUAAGAACAUCAUAAAUAUGACAUGACGCUGCCAUGAGCAUUAAUGAAUGCUUAUGACAGAUGUCAUUUUGUGCCAUUUGGCAAAUUAACUCACUUUUGAAUAGAUGUAAAAGAUCCGAGCUGGACAUAAAUGGUGUGUUGGUGACAUAAUUUGCCGAAUGAUACUUAAUGACGUGUGAUAAGCAUUCAUUAAUGUCCAUAAUACUGUCAGAAUCAUCUUAUAAUUAUGACUGUCUCAUGGCAAUCUUAUGACGCCACUGUCAAAUAAAGUGUUACCUAUUAACUCAAAUAAAUCAGCAAAUUAGCUGCGCUGGUCUAUAAGCCGCAGGAUUCAAAAUGAGAGAAAAAAGUUGCGGCUUAUCGUCCGAAAAUUACUGUAAAUGCUGUGAAAUUUAAAAAUAAAGUCUCUGCUUGUCUGCGUGGCUGUUGCAUGUUUGGUGGGGCUAGCGUGCGGCUGGAUGUGAUUGGGCGCGCUCGGGUGGGGGGCCUCGGUGCCGGGACUGGCCAUGGGGUGGCGUAGGGUCGGUUGCCGACGGGCUUACACUCACAAGGGAUUCACAUGAUUACUGGUUUCUGGAUCACUGAGCUGAUUUGUGUACACCCCACCCCUUCCAAUCAUUUAUCUUAUAGACACUCCCACCCCCACCCCUUCUUUCCCUGGUCAACAGGCCCCCCACAUGGUGUGAACCGAAAAUACAUCUAGCUGACGAUAGCACCAACAUAUUCAUAGGUAGUAUUGUCAUUCAAUGUAUUUCUUGUUGUUGUUUGUGUUUCUUUAUUUUCUUGUGUUUCUUUUCUUCUGUUCCCCCAUAACCACUUCCUGUUCGCUGUUUUGUCAUAAUAAACGAGGUAUGUUGAAUGAUCACAAUGGGAGUAUGUCAUACUCUAAAUGUGAUUAUGUGACUCAUUAAAACUGUUUAGACCAACCGGAUACUUUGACUGCCAUUCUCCGCGUCAAACAGCUGAACAGGUCAUGUUAAAAAUGAAUGAAUAAAUAAAGUGUUGUUGUGGUCCAUAAAAAUGUUAUUUUUUUAUCCUUUUUUUAAAAUGUUUUUAAUUUUUUUAAACAUUUUAUAAAUUUAUGAAAUUUAAAAACAACUUUAGCAUGCCAUAGGGAACACAACCAGACUGUGUAUAUAUAUUUGUUCAUUAAGACUUCAUUGUUGUUAUUAACAUUUAAUAAUAAUAAAAAAUACAAUCAGGAAAAAUAUAUAACCUAAUAUAUAAGACACGUUUCUUUUCAAUUACCAUGAAAACUUACCCUCUAAAGGGUUAAAAAAAAAAAAAAAGACGUAUAGAACGAUGUUAAUUAGAGGUUAUAUUCCGUCCUAGUUUAUGACUUCCAAACAUAAUUAGCAACAGGUUAUUCAUUAAAAAUGAACUGUGCUCUUGAAGGAAACGGCAUAAAAGCUUUUGGAAAGGCCAUUUAUGCACUUUCACGAAUUGCAGAUGAACUGUGGUUGGACCCCAUGGUCAAGGGGCUGGCUCUGAGAUCAGUGAAUUCAUCUCAGACUGCAUAUGCCUGCUUCUUCUUCUCGCCAAUGUUCUUUCACACCUACAGCCUGGCAUCAGAGCAGACCAUUAAACCCAUUCGUUGCAAGCUGGCUAUGAAGUCUUUGCUACCACUUUUCCGAUGUUCAAUUACAAACGAGCGGAAUGUGGAGCGAUGUCAAAUAUCUGUCGACACUCCAAAUGACAGAGUAAUGAUUCAAUUUUUCUGUAGGCACGGUAUCACAAAAACCCACAACCUAUGUUACCAGGAGAGCGCUCCUCUGCAGGCUGUGUUUGAUUCACAUUUAUGUGCAAAUGUACUUCAGGGUCCAGCCAGGCUUCUUGCGAAUAUGGUGAUGCAUUUCCAAAGAAGUCAAGAGGAAGUCACUCUAUCUAUAACUCCUCUGCGAGUCAGUCUGAGGAAUUACCACGAAGGAAGAAAUGAUCACAUGAAGAUGAUGUACACAGAAAUGUCUUUACACCCUGACGAAUUUGACUUUUUUCAGUCUGGAGGCGACACAGCCAUCACUUUCUGUCUGAAAGAACUGAGGGCUUUGCUGACCUUUGCGGAGUCGCUCUACCUAUUGGUCUCAGUCCAAUUCGGUGCUGCAGGAAAGCCUCUGUGCUUCUCUGUGGAAAACCCUGUCCUCGAAGCCACGGUGGUGCUGGCUACUCUAAAUGACUAUGACAGUGGGGGCCCAUCUCGACCGACAAAUACCCUAGAACCAACUAUAUCUCGAUGCACGGAUGCUGCAGCCAGAGACAACCCUUCCAGUCCAGGUGCUGUCAUGGAAGUGGUCCCAUCCAGCCAGGGCAGCCCCACCGAUAGGCCAGACUCUCAUCUGCUGCUUUACAACAGCAAACUUCUUGAAGUUUGCACCAUCGAUAUGACUGGGAGUAGUCCUGCCUCCUCCAUGAUCUGCUCCCUCCUGUUUCAAGCUUCCCCGUCAAAGCAAGAUGAGAAUUGUGCUGCCUCGGUUCUGGUUUGUGAGAGCGAAAUGGAGAUGGACGAAGACCUGGAAUGAAUUCCUGGACUCUCAAGUUCCCAAAACUGAAAAUUGUUCCCAAUAAGUAUUAACAUUUAAUAUUUUUUUUAUGGCACAUUAUUAACAGCCUUGAUAAUUAAUUCAUCCCAUUUGAAUUCGUAAAAGGAUUUAUUCAUUAACUUAAGAUUAUUUAUUGCAUCAUUUAACAGUAAAAUGAACUGUUCAAGUUCAGAGUGUAUGUGGAAUCACAUCAGUCAUCUUACAAGAGAAUAUUUAAUAAAUACUAUCAUCUUUAUUUAAAUAGCAUACAGCAGAUCUGCAUUGAUGUGUACGUACAUCCAAAAAUAUACAGACACGCUCCGGUUUGUUUGGAGGAGGGAAAUUACGUUCUGGGCACAAAAAAAGUUCACAGUAGCCGCAUCUUCCCAAAAAAAAAAAAAAAAAAAAAAUUGCUUGAUCAUGGUAAGGCUACUAAGAUUGCCCUUAGACACGCUAGAAUGCUUAAAUGUAGCAUUCAUUGCUUUACCUCAAUCUCCCUUUUGUCUUCCGUAAUAAGGAGACAGUCUUUUAGUGCAAUCUUGUAAACUGUAAUCUUAUUUGAUGGCUUUAUUACUAUUCCUCAUUGCUUCUGACUGACUUGAACUAAGGAAAGUUGAAUUUAAAAUGAUGUGAUCAAAAAAACAUUUGACUCAUGGCUAAUCGCAACUUGAGGCUUGUAUCUGCCAGUAUCAUCAUCAUCUGAUACAAGGCACGUCAUUAACGCACUACACAGAAAUUGACCAAAAGUGCAGUAAAUUCAUAAUGCAAAAUAAGUAAAAAUGUAAAAUAUAACAGCAACUUUGCCGCCACAGGAACAAGUAGGAAAUGCCGACUGUGAUGUUUUAAGUUCGAUUAAAGUCAACUAACUGCUUCAACAAAGUAGAAAAAUAAACUUGCGCUUUCCCAUUUGCUUCUUCAGCUUUGUGCGUGUUAAGCCGCGACACAGUUUUCGCCCGUACGGCGCCUUCAGCCUUGGCUUCCAUUUCAUACACAUUUGUCACAAUUCCUCAUGAAACACACAAACACGUCACAAUCACAGCAGCAGUGAGAUUAAAGGGAGGCCAUCUGUUUGAUGGAAUAUAUCGUGUAUGAGCCUCGUGGUAUUAAAAGUUAUAUACGGAUGUGAAGGCAGCUGCUUCUUCAUGAAAUCAGAUUGAUUUAACUUGAGGGCAAGGUUUGUAUUUUUUUUAACAUACAACAUAUAAAAAAUCUCCCAGCAUCCAUAUACAAAAUUUACCAAUAACCACUGUUAAAAAAACAUAACCUAACUUCUUCAUUUAUCCAGCCACAAGGGUGACACAUCCUGCGUAAGCUCUUUUCGCCACAAAAGAGGUGAAGUGUAUACUUCCCUUCUAGCUGCUCUAACCUUUACAAGACUCCUAACAACUCAUCUGAGGGCAGAUGUCCUGUCUGAAAGAAGCUUCAUCAUACAACCGCUUCCAUCCAAGGUACGCCGAUUACCCAGGGAGCACUAUCCAUUGCUUUUUAGGGCUUCUUGCUGCUUUUACAUCCACCUGGUCAUCUGAGGUUUGGGGUGAAGUACAACUGCGGCAUGCUGGCAAGGAAAAAAAAACAUCUGAUGUCAUCCUCAGUCCUUCAUCCUGUCCAGCAGGAGUCAGAGCAGUCCAUCCAGCCACAGUCCUGACCCUAGUCAGUAUAUUCUGCUACUAUGGACAACAGCACUGUGAUGUCAUCAGGCUUCCCUCCUAGGAAGGAAAAAAAUCAAAACCAAUUUAAAAGAAAACACAUAUAUGGAU
Molecule: messenger RNA, 5203 nt
Organism: Corythoichthys intestinalis (scribbled pipefish)
Lineage: Eukaryota; Metazoa; Chordata; Actinopteri; Syngnathiformes; Syngnathidae
Gene: rad9b
Product: RAD9 checkpoint clamp component B
Exons: 11
Coding region: 2307-3446 (379 amino acids)
Biological process (GO): DNA repair; DNA replication checkpoint signaling; cellular response to ionizing radiation
Cellular component (GO): checkpoint clamp complex
Source: RefSeq, a predicted model, not a curated record